CCUCAAACCAUUAUCAUCAACCUACCCGUCAAUGGUCUUCCAAGCCAACGAGACCAUCGAUUCUACCCGGUGGCUUUUCGUCUCUCGUCGCGACCUCUCUGCCAACUCGUCCUUCUUCUAUGGUGUCAUAUCGACCCAGAUCUUUUGCCGGCCGACGUGCCCUGGUCGUGUCGCUCGACGGGGCAACGUCGUCUUCUUCAACGACCUGCAGCAUGCCUCGCAAUCCGGAUACCGACCCUGCAAGCGGUGUGAGCCAUGUAAUGACGACUGGAGCAGGAACAGCAGCGGUCGCAAAAUUGCACAUCAGGCGCGCGCUAUGAUUGCCGCCGCCGAGGCCGACAGCCUCAAGUGGACCGUAGGGGGCCUCGCGCGGAAGCUGGGCGUCGCCAGUGCACACCUCCACCGGCGGUUCAAGAAAUGUUUCCUCAUGACUCCCAAGGCUUUUGCCGAGUCUCUGAGUACGCCGGAGAGAAGCCUAUCGGGGUAUUCGGGACUCGACGGGCAAGCUCCGUCCUUAGACUACGUGUUACCAGAGACAUCUACAGACCUCGAAGAAUACUAUCCUUUGGACGACCUCUUAGGAAAUUUCUCAACUUGGUCUACGGAUGAUGUGGAAUUGUUCAUAGCUCUGGGCCCUACUGUAAGUACGAGAUUUCAAGAUGAGUUUUAACCAAAAGUCUUGUGGUGCGGCGGAAACCUUUUUUUCUUCUUAUUUUUUUUCGUUUUCUUUCAUAAAACAAAAAAACAAACAAAGACCUAUGUUUAACUGAUUUUUUGUCAUUGAAAUUCCUCUGUUUCAUUUCAAGACUAGAGACCAAUUCGUUCACGGCCAGCUAGUCUUGAUGAGGUUUGUGUGGACAGAAGUCAAGGCGUUGAUAGU
Messenger RNA from Colletotrichum acutatum, 880 nucleotides. Its product is annotated as metal binding domain of Ada-domain-containing protein. Gene Ontology annotation, molecular function: DNA binding; zinc ion binding; methyltransferase activity. The transcript is spliced from 2 exons. The record is from RefSeq and is a predicted model, not a curated record. Lineage: Eukaryota; Fungi; Ascomycota; Sordariomycetes; Glomerellales; Glomerellaceae. Bases 32 to 670 code for a protein of 212 amino acids. Gene Ontology annotation, biological process: regulation of DNA-templated transcription; DNA repair.